AUGUCAGGUCUUUGUUCACGUCGUGAAGCUGAAAGACGUAUACAAAAAGGUCAAGUAAGUGUAAAUGGUCAUUUCGUUGAUAAUGUAGCCAUGUCUGUGCCUCCUGAAGGAGAUAUGAUUAUGGUUGAUGGUCAAAUGGUGUCAACAUUACCACACACGAAAGUAUGGAUGGCUCAUAAAUUAAAAGGGGAACUUGUGACAACUAGUGAUCCAAAAGGUCGUGCAACUAUUUUUGAUCGUCUACGAGUCAUGGGACUUUUACAUCACAUGAUGCCAGUGGGACGACUUGAUUACAACACGGAAGGAUUACUGCUGUUUACGAAUAAUGGAGAGUAUGCAAGAACAUUGGAACAUCCCAAGACUAAAAUUGAUCGUGUCUAUCGAGCGCUUGUUCGUGGAAAUGUGACGGAAUCAAAAUUACAAGAAUUACAACGAGGACCUCUUGUGGAUGGAGUGAAAUAUCGACCUAUUCAAGUAGUAAUCCAGUCGACGGAUAAGAAAGAUUCAUGGUUACAGGUGAAAGUGACUGAAGGAAAGAAUCGAGAAGUUCGUAAAGCACUGGCUCAUGUGCGAUUAGUUGUGAAACAAUUGAUUCGUGUGCAAUUUGGACCAUAUCGUCUUGCUGAUCUUCCAUCUGGUGCUGUGUUGGAGGUACGUGCAAAGUCUCUGAAGAAAAACAAGGCAAAACCGUAA
This is a messenger RNA of Peronospora belbahrii, 693 nucleotides long. The record is from the annotation of a GenBank genome assembly. NCBI's taxonomy places the organism in Eukaryota, Oomycota, Peronosporomycetes, Peronosporales, Peronosporaceae.